ACCUCAGAACCUUUAUUUCGAAAAGGUCAAACAGGAAGCGUGAUUCCUGGUGCCGUGGGCUUGGCGGUGUUCAUUGUGUUGUCGUCUUGUGUAUCAAUCGCUAAUUUUGGCACUCCCAUAAAGUUGGCGCUUGGUUUUACAGUUUCCAGGCCACAGACAUCACAAUGAACCUGGAGCGGCUCCCCAAUGAGGAGAAACUCAGCCUAUGCAGAAAAUAUUAUCUAGGGGGCUUUGCAUUUCUCCCAUUCCUCUGGCUGGUCAAUGUUGUUUGGUUUUUCCGGGAGGCCUUUGUAAAGCCAGCCUACACAGAGCAACUCCAAAUUAAAACAUAUGUAAAGCGGUCAGCAUUGGGGUUGCUACUAUGGGUAGCAGUUCUCACUACGUGGAUAACAAUUUUCCAGCACUUCAGAGCAGAGUGGGGGGAAGUGGCAGAUUACCUCUCCUUCACAAUUCCACUGGGCAUUCCCUGAGACGUUUUUUAACUCCAGAUCUAUGGACCAUAACUAAGGAUCCUAUCCAGGACCAAAGAAUGUCCCUUCUUGAACUGUAUAGAGGAAAAUUGUUGUGGGUGUGUCUGGCUCUGGAGCGAAAUUGUACAAACAAAUUAACUGAUACUAUUGAAGUUAACUGAUGCCAAUUGAAGCUUUUCACACUUUGAGUUAUGCCUUGUGUCUUUGAAAGGUAGAUGUUGGAUGGGGGGAAAAAAUGCUGUUUUAUUUUAUUCACACUGGUGAUUUUUUUUUUUUUCCCCACACUUACUUACAAGGCUUUUGAGAGUUCUGAUGGUCUUAGAGUAAUUAGUCAACAGUUUUAAUGAUUGCAAUAUCUAACUUAAAUGACGGAGCAGGACAUACAGGCUUCAAGAUUUUACAGGACAUAGACAAUAGAUAACAAAAUAAUCAUUGUUUUCCUUGGUUUAAUCGACUUACAAAUACUGCACCUUUUCCCAGAAUGUUAUGUGUGAUAGGUUUAUGUAUGAUGGUACACGUAAAAAUAUUUUUUACUCGUGUAUGAAUGACAAAUAAAAAAAGUAUUCAUCAA
Myripristis murdjan (pinecone soldierfish) is the source of this 1041-nucleotide messenger RNA. It is a transcript of the gene psenen, whose product is annotated as presenilin enhancer, gamma-secretase subunit. The transcript has 4 exons. Lineage: Eukaryota; Metazoa; Chordata; Actinopteri; Holocentriformes; Holocentridae. Gene Ontology annotation, biological process: Notch receptor processing. The record is from RefSeq and is a predicted model, not a curated record. Gene Ontology annotation, cellular component: gamma-secretase complex. Bases 165 to 470 code for a protein of 101 amino acids.